AGAGCGAGAGAGAUAUUUAUAGAGAGAGAGAUACAGAGAGACAUAGGGGGGGGGAGAAAAAAACAGGUUUGUGCUCUCCGGCUCUCUCCGCUCGCUCACCUGAGCGCGCGGGGCCAGGCCGGCGCACCUGUUGUACCUGCAGACACACUUACCUAUCAGCGGGAGGGCAGGCGACAGGUACAAAAGAGGCACUUUUACCUGGGCAAGGGACACCUUCGGCACACCUGGAGAGAAGACGCGUCGACAGAGAGAAUAUCGCGCUGCGAAGAGAGCAAGCCUCGAGCGAGGAGGAGGUGGAACACCUGAACGCGACUACACCUGGAGAAGAUAUCCGCCCAGCUGAAGAUCCGUCCGCCAGGAAGGAGUCUGCGUAGACACCUCCGGAUCUUCGGACGACAACAGCAACAGCAGCAAGCAGGCACGGCAGCUCUACCUAGGAGACGGCACACCUGUAAACGCAGCACCCCUGUCUACGGCAACAACAACAACAACACACCCGCCAGGCCGUUCGCCUUAGUCCGCGGUCUAACAUGACGGAUGUGUUCGACUGCGGCUCGGCUGACCUGCGGCCGGACUUCAUGAAGAGAGAGGCCGACUUCUACGGGCUUCACCAGGCGCACUCAUCCCCGACUCUCCCCGAGUCCACGUCGACGGACUCCAGCAUGAGCUAUUACCCCUCUCCUCCGAGCGCCUACGCUGGCUACGGAUCCUACUGCGCGCCGGCCUACGGGCAGCAGCAGCAGCAGCAGCAGCCUCUCAACCACUACCCCUACCAGCUGCCGCUGCAGGGAGCCGACAAGUCGUACCACCAGGGCUACCACCAGUACGGGGUUUUUGGUAGCGCCUACGAGGCGUACGGGCAGAGUGCGCCACCCAAGGCUACGGAGGAUGUGGACGAGAAGGAAGAGGCGUCGCGAGAGAGCGGAGUGCGCAUGGUGAACGGGAAACCCAAGAAGAUUCGCAAGCCCCGAACCAUCUACUCGAGCUUCCAGCUGGCCGCCCUCCAGCGCCGCUUCCAGCAGACUCAGUACCUCGCUCUGCCCGAGCGCGCAGAGCUCGCCGCCUCCCUGGGAGUCACGCAGACCCAGGUGAAGAUCUGGUUUCAGAACCGGCGCUCAAAGUUCAAGAAGAUCGGCAAGCACGGCGAGAUGAUGCCCACGCCGGCUCAGGCCAGCCCCGCCAGCAGCGACCCCAUGGCCUGCGACUCGCCGCCGUCGCCGGGCCACCAGCUGGCCCCGUCGUCCACCACGGGGGGCCCCGGCCACCUGGGCCCCGCGUCAUCCCCUUGGGACUGCCCCAGCCCUGCGAACAGCACGGCACUCUCCGCCGUACUCAUGCAAAGCGCCCAGCACCAGCAGCAGCAGCAGCAACAUCAGCAGCAUCAGCAGCAUCAGCAGCAUCAUCAGCAGCACCAGCAGCAGCUGCAUGCUCAGUACCCGCCGGUUGGCCCUUGGUUUGGGGGGCACUCUCACCUGCAGGGGCCGUCCACGUACGGGCAGCAGCAGACGCCGCCGCCGCUGCUGCACGCGCCACACAUCGACGUGAGCGCGACCGCCGCGUUCUAGCGAAGCGGAGCGAGGGGCGAGGGGGGAGGAGAUGGAGGAUGCGGCGACAGAGCAGCCACGGGCGUCACUUGCGCGACUGGCGAAACUGUUUGGAUCAACACGUCCUGUUGUUGUUGGUAUCAUUACCACCACCAACCACCACCACCACUACUACUACCUACCACGAGACCACGAGCACCGCCACGACGACCAUCUUUCAUGUUGCUGCUGCCACGCGACGGGGACAAUCCGAAUAAAAUCCGCGCGAAUUUUUUUAAAAGACGCAGGCCGACUUGGUGCAAGCUUCAGAUGCGUGACAUUUCAAAACGCAUUUGUGUUUUUUUUACUCACUUACUUACCACCAACGAGUAAUUUAAAAAAAAUAUAUAUAAUCGUUGGGUCGUCGCAUUAAGUGCAUCAGUUGAAGACAAAAAAAAACAGCGUAGAUAUUUCAGGGACAAUGGAGGUGUUCGUACGUUGACUUUGUCAGUCUCUCGGGGUCGAGACUCAAUGUAUUAUUAUUGUUGUUGUAGCUGUCCUUCGCAGUGCCUUCCUCCGGUUAUAGACAACACACACACGACACUUCUAAUUUAUCAAAGCUUGCAACAACGCAAUAUUUUCUGAAACAACAACAACAAGAACGAUGAUGAUGAUGAUCAAAAAAUGGUAAAACAAAACAAUUACGAAAAGGUAUACGGAAUUAAAUAUAAACACAGAAUUGUACAUAACCCUCUACAACGAUAUCAUUAUACCCCACCUCUAUACUAUUGAUAUAUAUUCAGUGUCAUAUAUAUAAGUUAUUGAAUUUCAGUGUCGCUCCCGUGAACGUUUGUUUCGCGUUGUGUUCAAGAAAACAAAAAAAAAUAUUCUAAUAUCGCUGUAAAUAUUUUGGUGGCAUCUCGCCAUCAGCUUUGCGUGUGCAUCAUGCACCAGUGCACGAACCUCAUUGGGUAUGGGUCACACACGCGCACAUCGUCACACGUGCGCGAACACACGCACGCACGCGUGUACAGACAACCCAUAGCUAAACAUAUACAAAAACACACACCACACGCAUUCACAACAACAGCAACCAAGGAAUUUGCACGCAUGCACACACACACACACGAUCACACACGCACACACUGCUUCGCACAUACAUAUACUCAAUCAUAAUACAACAUCCAUACAUAACAUACAACACAGACAAAGAUCCCCUGUAUAGCCUUAAUAUACUGUUGGGACAAGUGCGAUUAGCGAACACCUAUGAAGGCCGGCACGGCACACGAGGGGUGGUUGGCCAGCACCACGCCCGGUCGCCUUUGUCUCUCGGAGUGGCGAUGUUUACACACCGCACCAGGUACUCAUUUUAGGCUGAGUCGAUCUAGGGGAGGCCCAGGACCGGUUAAGAUAAUCGUUACUGGUGUUGGCCAUGAAGUGGGAAUCGAACUCGUGUCGCCGGGUUAGUAGCACAGCGCGCUAACCGCUACAUUACAGAUCCCCAAUCAAAAUACACAAACAUAGACCCCCCCCAUAUAGCCUUUAAUAAACUGUUGGGGCAAGCGCUGUUAGAGAGCGCCUAGAAACAAUCACACACGACAACCAACACAUUCACGCACAGACAAACACACAUGCACACACACACACACGUACACGCACACUCAUACACACACAAACACGUACACAUGCACACACGCGUACACACACGCACGCGUACACACACGUACACACACACAUGCACAAACACGCACACUCAGAAGGUUCCGUUCACAUGAAACCUUAUCCGUCGCUCUUAAGUUUAAGCGCAAAAGGGCGCGCACUUUUGCACGAGUGCAUAUGGGUAAGCGUAGCCCCUUUACGACAACUUUGGUGGAAUAUGAUGUAUUAUUUAUAUUCAUUAAAGUUCGCAGUCUCAGUGGCCCCGUAAUUUAUUUGUAACAUGAGACCCCCACCCCCCCCCAAUCCCCUGCGCGCGGUAAUAAA
This is a messenger RNA of Lethenteron reissneri (Far Eastern brook lamprey), 3506 nucleotides long. Its product is annotated as homeobox protein DLX-5-like. The record is from RefSeq and is a predicted model, not a curated record. Gene Ontology annotation, biological process: cell differentiation; regulation of transcription by RNA polymerase II; embryo development. Gene Ontology annotation, molecular function: RNA polymerase II cis-regulatory region sequence-specific DNA binding; DNA-binding transcription factor activity, RNA polymerase II-specific. Lineage: Eukaryota; Metazoa; Chordata; Hyperoartia; Petromyzontiformes; Petromyzontidae.